AUGAACAGCGAAUUUAAACUAUCACAUAAAGCUAAAAAACGUAUCAAGGAAGUUAAGAGGAAAGCCAGGCCUGAACUAGUUGACAAACAUCAAUGGACGGCUUUAAAAUAUGCAGAAAACUUUGAAGAGUUCCUAAAAUGCAAUGACAAUGUGGAUCGAAUUAAUAUUAAUGAAGUUCCACAGGAUUUAUUUAUAGAAAAGUAUGAAAAAAUUUAUAAACCAGUUGUGAUUACUAAUGUACAGACUAAUUGGAGAGCUAAUCACAAGUGGACCCUAGACCGACUUGCCAAAAAGUACCGUAACCAAAAAUUUAAAUGUGGUGAAGAUAAUGAGGGUUAUAGUGUUAAGAUGAAAAUGAAGUAUUAUGUAGAGUAUAUGAGGACAACAAUUGAUGACAGUCCUCUUUAUAUUUUUGAUAGUAGUUUUGGUGAGCAUCCACGCAGAAAAAAGUUAUUAGAAGACUAUGAGGUGCCCAGUUAUUUUAGGGACGAUUUGUUUAAGUAUUGUGGGGAGGAAAGAAGACCACCUUACCGUUGGUUUGUAAUGGGUCCUCAGAGAUCAGGAACAGGAAUACACAUAGACCCUUUAGGUACUAGUGCAUGGAAUGCACUUGUGUUUGGUCACAAAAGAUGGUGCUUGUUCCCAACACAAACGCCAAGGGAUUUGAUCAAAGUGACUGGAGCUAUGGGUGGAAAGCAGAGGGAUGAGGCAAUUACUUGGUUCAAACUAAUUUAUCCCAAAACACAGUUGGACACAUGGCCUAAGGAGUAUAAACCAGUUGAAAUACUACAAAAGCCGGGUGAAACAGUAUUUGUGCCAGGUGGCUGGUGGCACGUUGUCCUUAAUCUGGAUGACACAGUUGCAGUGACACAAAACUUCUGCAGCCGCACAAAUUUCCCAGUUGUGUGGCAUAAAACAGUCCGUGGACGCCCCAAAUUGUCUAAGAAAUGGAUUAAAACCCUUGAGAAUAAAGAGCCUGAUCUAUACAAAGUUGCAAGUAGUAUGGACUUGAACCAGGGCACUGGUGUUGCUUCAGACAGUUCAUCUAACAGUAGCUCUUCUAGUAGUGACAGUGAUAGUAGCUCUUCAAACAGUUCAAGCGAAGAAGACAGUGGACAGGAGAGUAUUACUGCACACAAGAAGAAGAGAAAAAGGAAAGCCUGA
This is a messenger RNA of Parnassius mnemosyne (clouded apollo), 1164 nucleotides long. Lineage: Eukaryota; Metazoa; Arthropoda; Insecta; Lepidoptera; Papilionidae. The record is from the annotation of a GenBank genome assembly.